AUGGCCACACCCCAAGACUUACGAGUCGCCAUUCUGGGCGCUGGUAUGGGCGGUUUGACAACUGCUCUUGCGUUGGCGCAGCGUGGCUUUAAGAAUAUCGAUGUUUAUGAGAAUGCGCACGACCUUGGCUUUGUCGGCGCUGGUAUCCAGCUUGCGCCGAACAUGGCGCGUGUGCUGGAUGGGUUGGGUGUUUGGAAGUCCAUUGAGGCUGAAGCAGUGAAUAUCUCGGAUACCUCUGUUCGCGAGGGUGCCACCGACACCGAGCUCGCGCAUGUGGAUUUGAAUUAUAUCGAACAGGCCUACGGCUACAAGCACAUGGUCGGACACCGCUCGUCGCUGGCCGAUGGGCUCUACCAAGGCUGCUUGAAGCAGCCAGCCAUUAAGUUCCACUUCGCCACUACCGCACAGAACGUGGACUCCUUCGGCCCCAAGCCCUCAUUCACCGCGGUGCCGCGUGACGAGGCCCAGAAGCCAUACAAGGUCGAAUGCGACGUCCUUCUAUCGGCCGACGGCAUCAAGAGCCAAACCCGCGUGGAGAUCCUUAAGCGGCUGAACGUCGAUGUCGGCGUCAAGGAUACCAACCAGGCCGCGUACCGGAUUAUGAUCCACAAGGACCAAAUCAAGGACGACCCGGAGCUGCUGGCGCUAAUUAACAGCACGCGCGUAACCCGCUGGAUCGGCGAGAAGCGUCACAUCAUCGCCUACGCCGUCUCCAACAAUAACAUAUACAACCUGUCUACCACUCAGCCCGACACCAACUUCGCCGCGGCAACCAACGCCACCUACACCACCAAGGGCGACAAAGGCGCCAUGCUGGGCGUCUUUUCCGAUUUCUGCCCCAUGGUCCAGCGCAUGCUGAACUACGUCCCUGAGGGCGAGGUCUGCGAGUGGAAGCUGCGCGUCCACGACCCCCUCCCAACCUGGGUUCACGAGCAGGUCGCUCUCGUCGGCGACGCCUGCCAUCCCACCCUGCCCCAUCUGGCCCAGGGUGCUGCCCAGGCCAUCGAGGACGGCGCUGUCAUCGCCGUCGCUCUCUCCCGUCUGCCGGAUAUCAGCCCCGAGUCAAUUAACAAGGCCCUCCGCGUCUAUGAGAAGGUCCGCAAGGGUCGCGCUGAGGCCCUGGUCGAGAUGGCUGCUGCUUCUGGACGGGCUCUGCACUUGGGUGAUGGUGCCGCGAAGGCCGAGCGUGAUCGUCAGUUCGCGGCUCUUCGUGCUGGCGGCGGCAAGGGUCCUGUUCCGGAUAAGUGGGCUGAUGCCGAUGUCCAGCGGGAGAUUUACGGCUUUGACUGCACCAAGGUCACGGAGGAUAACUUUGAUGAGUACUUUUCUAAGCUGUAA
Penicillium argentinense is the source of this 1338-nucleotide messenger RNA. RefSeq names its product putative monooxygenase. NCBI's taxonomy places the organism in Eukaryota, Fungi, Ascomycota, Eurotiomycetes, Eurotiales, Aspergillaceae. The transcript is spliced from 2 exons. Gene Ontology annotation, biological process: secondary metabolite biosynthetic process. Gene Ontology annotation, molecular function: FAD binding; monooxygenase activity. Bases 1 to 1338 code for a protein of 445 amino acids. The record is from RefSeq and is a predicted model, not a curated record.